AUGGGCUCCAUCCACCCCCCCGGUUUCCAGGUAAAGGCCAUCGCCAUUGUCGGAGCCGGCCCCAGCGGCCUCGCGGCAGCCCACUAUCUCAAAGCCCAGGCCGCCUUUGACCGCAUCGCCGUCUUCGAGCAGCAGCACCAGGUCGGCGGCGUCUGGAACUACACCCCAGUCCCGCCCGGUCCCGUUCCCGUGCCCCAGACGAGCCCCUUCUUCCCACCUGAUGCUCCUGUCCACUCACCGGCCCCUGAGGCGCCGCCCGUCUUCCCGUCUCCCAUGUACGAGGAGCUCCAUGCAAAUAUCCCCAAAACCAUGAUGAGCUUUUGGGGUCAGCCUUUUCCCGCAGAGUCCUGCAUCUUUCCCUCCCGCGACGAUAUACAAGGGUACCUGCUCAGAUAUGCUCAAGACUCGGACCUUGGUCGGGAUAGAUGGCGGCUGCUCGCCCGGUCCACCGUCGACGACCGCGUCAUUGACGACGUCUUUGAUGCCGUGGUCGUCGCCAACGGACACUACUCGGUGCCCUUCGUUCCGCAUAUCCAAAACAUCGCCUCCUUCCACGAGGCGUACCCGGCCAUCAUAACCCACGCGAAGCAGUACCGGACAGCAGACGCCUUCCGGAACAAAAAAGUCAUCAUCGUCGGCAACGGACCGUCGGGCACUGACAUUGCUCUGCAAAUCAACAAAGUGUCCAAGGGAAAGACCCUCUUAUCCAUCAGGUCGCCCACGCCGCCCGAGAGACUUGCCCAUACGGCAUGUGCUGAAACGCCUGAGAUAGAUGCCUUCCUCGUGGACCGACGAGGCGUGCGUUUCAAAGAUGGCAGGGUAGAAACAGACGUCGACGCCAUCGUCUUUUGCACGGGCUACCUCUACAGCUUCCCCUUCCUCCCGGACCUACGACCCAGCCUCAUCACAAACGGCCAGGGCGUGCACGGCCUGUACAAGCACCUAUUCUACAUCCGCCACCCUACCCUGGCCUUUGCCUCCCUCCCCACCAAGUCCGUCCCAUGGCACCUGGCAGAGGCGCAAGCCGCUGCUCUUGCCGCCGUCUGGUCCAACGGCCUUGAGCUUCCUCUCCCCAAAGAGAUGCAAAGAUGGAGCAGCGACUUGCACGAGAAAAUGGGCCAAAGGCUGCAGCUCCUACGGCCGGGCGGAGACUAUCACUACAUCAACGAGCUUCAUGACUGGGUGGUCAAAGCCAAGCAUCUUGGAAAGGAGCCGCCGCGAUGGAGCGACGAGGACUUUUGGCAACGCAGCAUGAUGCUCGAGGGCAAGCGGCUAUUUGAGGUGCAGGGCUGCAAGGCCACUACCCUUGACGAGUUGGGCCUUCGAUAUGAUCCUAACCCAGAGAAGCGGGGCUAG
Messenger RNA from Hirsutella rhossiliensis, 1356 nucleotides. RefSeq names its product flavin-binding monooxygenase-like domain-containing protein. Bases 1 to 1356 code for a protein of 451 amino acids. NCBI's taxonomy places the organism in Eukaryota, Fungi, Ascomycota, Sordariomycetes, Hypocreales, Ophiocordycipitaceae. The transcript has 2 exons. Gene Ontology annotation, molecular function: flavin adenine dinucleotide binding; N,N-dimethylaniline monooxygenase activity; NADP binding. The record is from RefSeq and is a predicted model, not a curated record.